Entrophospora candida is the source of this 521-nucleotide messenger RNA. The record is from the annotation of a GenBank genome assembly. NCBI's taxonomy places the organism in Eukaryota, Fungi, Glomeromycota, Glomeromycetes, Entrophosporales, Entrophosporaceae.
AUGAAUGUUGCCUUUGACAAAUUAUUUAAUUUAGCACCAUUACCUGAAGAAACAUCAAAAAUUUCAGACUUGAAUAAAACAGACUUUAAGUCAAUGUCUACAGCAAGUGAGUUAUGCAGAAUGACAAGAUAUGCAAGUAUAGGUUCAAAUAAACAGAAGAAAGAUUCUUACUUGGGCACCUCAGAAUCUUAUGUAAUGUUAUCACAUGAGAAUGGAUUAUCAUCUGAUAGUGGUGAUAUAAGUAACAGCAUUAUUAACAAUGAUGAUAGACAGCAAUGGACCAGUAUUAGUUAUCAAUUGAAAGUGACAAAUUGUCUUUUCGGUUUGAUGAAUUCAAGAUCAGAGUUGUCUCAUCCAAUGUGCCAAGAAUAUCUGAAAUGUUAUUGGAUAGUUUGGAUUAAAAAUAAAGAAUUGGCAGCAACUGAUAUGUUGAAAGAUAUCAAACAUGAGAGAGAAGUAUUGAAAAAAGAAUUAGAAAAAUUAGAGACAGAAACAAACCAACUUGAUGAGCUUGAAGGAAA